This is a messenger RNA of Haemorhous mexicanus (house finch), 8669 nucleotides long. RefSeq names its product spectrin beta, non-erythrocytic 1 (gene SPTBN1). Lineage: Eukaryota; Metazoa; Chordata; Aves; Passeriformes; Fringillidae. The record is from RefSeq and is a predicted model, not a curated record. The transcript is spliced from 35 exons. Bases 478 to 7518 code for a protein of 2346 amino acids. Gene Ontology annotation, biological process: protein localization to plasma membrane; actin cytoskeleton organization. Gene Ontology annotation, cellular component: cortical actin cytoskeleton; spectrin; cell projection. Gene Ontology annotation, molecular function: phospholipid binding; structural constituent of cytoskeleton; actin filament binding.
UGACAUCAGCCUGCGCCCGGGCGGCUGCUGUUUAUAUUACAAACCAGCAGAAAGGUCUGAGGUGUGCGCGGCUCCUGGGAGCGCCGGCCAGGGCGGCAGCGCGUGGCUCCAUGCUGCCUUUACUUCGGCCUGAAUCGCACGCUUGCUUUCAUUUCACUUGGUUUCGCCAGAGCCAGACGAGCAUUUGAACCAGAUUCAAGCACUUGAGAGUUGCCUGUUGUGGAACUGGGGGAAAAAAACCCCAAAAAACCACCCUCCUGGUGCUUUACGUUUGAAUCCAUUACAGAGAGCUUACCGCCAAGCCACACUGCUGGAUUUUGAACCGAAGCUGUUAUUUACUUAGGGCUCAGGGGGGAGCGUUUUCGCUAGGGACUGACGCCAAACUACUGGAGGAAGCUGGGAUUUACCUGGAUGUGUGGUAAAGAAACUUGUGGUUCCUUUAUGCUGCAGUUCAUCGUAUCUCUGCGCUACCUGUAAAUGGAAUUACAAAAAUCAACCAGUAUGCCCGGGCCGUUGUCCCCAGGAUAUGCAGCUCAGGUGCCGUAUAACUAUAACCAGUUAGAAGGACGAUUCAAGCAGUUACAAGAUGAACGUGAGGCAGUUCAGAAGAAGACCUUCACCAAGUGGGUGAAUUCCCACUUGGCUCGUGUGUCCUGCCGGAUUACAGACCUGUACACUGACCUUCGAGAUGGGAGGAUGCUCAUCAAGCUCCUGGAGGUGCUUUCAGGAGAGAGACUUCCUAAACCAACUAAAGGAAGGAUGCGCAUCCAUUGCCUGGAGAAUGUGGAUAAAGCCCUCCAGUUCCUGAAGGAGCAACGAGUGCACCUGGAAAACAUGGGAUCUCAUGAUAUUGUGGAUGGGAAUCACAGGCUGACACUUGGCCUUAUUUGGACCAUUAUCCUGAGAUUCCAGAUCCAAGAUAUCAGCGUUGAAACUGAGGACAACAAAGAGAAGAAAUCUGCUAAAGAUGCUCUGCUUUUGUGGUGCCAGAUGAAAACAGCUGGGUACCCCAACGUCAAUAUCCACAACUUUACCACAAGCUGGAGGGAUGGGAUGGCGUUCAAUGCACUGAUCCAUAAGCACAGGCCUGAUCUGAUUGAUUUUGACAAGCUGAAGAAAUCAAAUGCACACUACAAUCUGCAGAAUGCUUUUAACCUUGCAGAGCAGCACCUUGGUCUUACCAAGCUCCUGGACCCUGAGGAUAUCAGUGUUGAUCACCCUGAUGAAAAGUCAAUCAUCACCUAUGUGGUGACAUAUUACCACUACUUCUCCAAGAUGAAAGCUUUGGCUGUCGAAGGAAAACGUAUUGGCAAGGUGCUUGACAAUGCCAUUGAAACAGAGAAAAUGAUAGAAAAAUACGAGUCCCUGGCUUCUGACCUGCUGGAGUGGAUUGAGCAAACCAUUAUCAUCCUCAACAAUCGCAAAUUCGCCAACUCCCUGGUUGGGGUGCAGCAGCAGCUGCAGGCGUUCAACACUUACCGCACAGUGGAGAAACCACCCAAAUUUACGGAAAAAGGAAACCUGGAAGUGCUGCUUUUUACCAUCCAAAGCAAAAUGAGAGCCAACAAUCAGAAAGUGUACAUGCCAAGGGAGGGCAAACUCAUCUCUGACAUUAACAAGGCCUGGGAAAGACUGGAAAAAGCUGAACAUGAAAGAGAACUGGCACUGCGAAAUGAGCUCAUCAGACAAGAGAAACUGGAACAACUUGCACGGAGAUUCGAUCGCAAGGCAGCUAUGAGAGAAACUUGGCUGAGUGAAAAUCAACGUCUCGUUUCUCAGGACAAUUUUGGCUUUGACCUCCCAGCAGUGGAGGCUGCCACGAAGAAGCACGAGGCCAUCGAGACGGACAUCGCGGCGUACGAGGAGCGGGUUCAGGCCGUGGUGGCGGUGGCGAAGGAGCUCGAGACUGAAAACUACCACGACAUCAAACGCAUCACUGCAAGGAAGGACAAUGUUAUCCGCCUCUGGGAGUAUCUCCUGGAGCUGCUCCGGGCACGGAGACAGCGCCUGGAGAUGAACCUUGGGCUGCAGAAGAUUUUCCAGGAAAUGCUGUACAUUAUGGACUGGAUGGACGAGAUGAAGGUGCUUUUACUGUCCCAAGACUAUGGCAAACAUUUGUUGGGAGUUGAGGACCUGCUGCAGAAACACGCUCUGGUGGAAGCUGACAUUGCUAUUCAGGCUGAGAGAGUGAGAGGGGUCAAUGCCUCUGCUCAGAAGUUUGCCACCGAUGGAGAAGGUUACAAGCCCUGUGACCCGCAGGUGAUCCGGGACCGCGUGGCUCACAUGGAGUUCUGCUACCAGGAGCUCUGCCAGCUCGCGGCCGAGCGCCGCGCGCGCCUCGAGGAGUCCCGGCGCCUCUGGAAAUUCUUCUGGGAAAUGGCUGAAGAGGAGGGCUGGAUCAGGGAGAAGGAGCAGAUCCUGUCAUCUGAUGACUACGGGAAGGACCUAACCAGUGUCGUCCGACUCUUGAGUAAACACAAGGCGUUUGAGGAUGAGAUGAGCGGCCGCAGCGGCCACUUUCAGCAGGCGAUAAAAGAAGGUGAAGACAUGAUCGCGGAAGAGCAUUUUGGGUCUGAGAAGAUCAGAGAAAGAAUUAAGGAUAUCCGAGAGCAGUGGGCUAACCUGGAGCAGUUAUCUGCCAUUAGGAAGAAGCGGCUGGAGGAAGCCUCUCUCCUUCACCAGUUCCAGGCUGAUGCUGACGAUAUUGAUGCGUGGAUGUUGGACAUCCUCAAGAUUGUCUCCAGCAAUGAUGUUGGCCAUGAUGAAUAUUCCACUCAGUCCUUGGUCAAGAAGCACAAAGAUGUGGCUGAAGAGAUUGCGAGCUACCGGCCGACCAUCGACUCUCUUCACGAGCAGGCCAAGGCCCUGCCACAGGAGCACGCGGAGUCUCCGGAUGUGCAAGGCAGGUUGUCCGGAAUCGAGGAGAGGUACAAAGAGGUUGCCGAGCUGACCCGGCUGCGUAAACAGGCCCUGCAGGAUACCCUUGCUCUCUAUAAGAUGUUCAGCGAGGCAGAUGCUUGUGAGCUUUGGAUCGACGAAAAGGAGAAGUGGCUGAAUAAUAUGCAGAUUCCAGAGAAACUGGAGGACCUGGAAGUGAUCCAGCACAGGUUUGAAAGCUUGGAGCCAGAAAUGAACAACCAGGCAUCCCGUGUGGCCGUGGUGAACCAGAUUGCCAGGCAGCUGAUGCACAGUGGCCACCCCGGGGAGAAGAUCAAAGCACAGCAAGAUAAACUCAACACAAGGUGGAGCCAGUUCAGAGAACUUGUAGAUAGGAAGAAGGAUGCUCUGCUCUCUGCUCUGAGUAUCCAGAACUACCAUCUUGAAUGUAAUGAAACCAAAUCCUGGAUCAGGGAAAAGACCAAAGUGAUUGAGUCCACACAAGAUCUGGGUAAUGACCUGGCUGGAGUGAUGGCCUUGCAGAGGAAGCUGACAGGCAUGGAACGGGACCUGGUGGCCAUCGAAGCCAAGCUCAGUGACCUGCAGAAGGAGGCAGAGAAGCUGGAAUCAGAGCAUCCUGACCAGGCACAAGCCAUCCUUUCACGGCUUGCAGAGAUCAAUGACGUGUGGGAAGAAAUGAAGACCACCCUGAAGAACCGGGAAGAGUCCCUGGGAGAGGCCAGCAAGCUGCAGCAGUUCCUGAGAGAUCUGGAUGACUUCCAGUCCUGGCUCUCCAGAACACAGACUGCAAUUGCCUCCGAAGAUAUGCCCAACACCCUGACAGAGGCUGAGAAGCUGCUCACUCAGCACGAGAAUAUCAAGAAUGAAAUCAACAACUACGAGGAAGAUUAUCAGAAGAUGAGGGACAUGGGUGAGAUGGUGACACAAGGGCAAACUGACGCUCAGUACAUGUUCCUACGCCAGCGCCUGCAGGCUUUGGACACCGGAUGGAAUGAGCUUCACAAAAUGUGGGAGAACAGGCAAAAUCUCCUUUCCCAGUCUCAUGCCUACCAGCUGUUUCUCAGAGAUACCAAGCAAGCAGAAGCUUUCCUUAAUAACCAGGAGUAUGUUCUGGCACACACAGAGAUGCCAACCACCUUGGAAGGAGCAGAAGCUGCUAUUAAAAAGCAGGAGGAUUUCAUGACCACCAUGGAUGCCAAUGAAGAAAAGAUCAAUGCAGUUGUGGAGACGGGCAGGAGGCUCGUUAGUGAUGGGAACAUUAACUCUGAUAAAAUCCAGGAGAAAGUGGACUCAAUUGAUGACAGACAUAGGAAGAACCGUGAAGCAGCCAGUGAACUUUUGAUGAGACUGAAAGAUAACAGGGAUCUCCAAAAGUUUCUUCAGGAUUGCCAAGAGCUCUCCCUCUGGAUCAAUGAGAAGAUGCUCACAGCCCAGGAUAUGUCCUAUGAUGAGGCGAGGAACCUGCACAGCAAGUGGCUGAAGCAUCAGGCAUUUAUGGCAGAGCUUGCAUCCAACAAAGAGUGGCUGGAGAAGAUUGAAAAGGAGGGAAUGCAGCUCAUUGCAGAGAAACCAGAGACUGAGGCCGUGGUGAAAGAGAAGCUGACAGGUCUCCACCAAAUGUGGGACGAGCUUGAAUCCACCACCCAGACCAAGGCUCAGCGUCUCUUCGAUGCAAACAAGGCAGAGCUUUUUACCCAGAGCUGUGCAGACCUGGAUAAGUGGCUGAAUGGUUUGGAGAGCCAAAUCCAGUCGGAUGACUACGGAAAAGAUCUCACCAGUGUCAACAUCCUGUUGAAGAAGCAGCAGAUGCUGGAGAAUCAAAUGGAUGUCCGUAAGAAGGAGAUAGAGGAGCUGCAAAGCCAGGCAAGGGCUUUGAGCCAAGAGGGCAAGAGCACAGAUGAAGUCGAUGGCAAACGCCUUACUGUAGAAAAGAAGUUCUUGGAGCUGCUGGAGCCUUUGAAUGAGAGAAAGGCCAACCUGCUGGCCUCUAAAGAGAUCCACCAGUUCAACAGGGAUGUGGAAGAUGAAAUUUUGUGGGUCGGAGAGAGGAUGCCCAUAGCUACAUCUACUGAUCAUGGACACAACCUCCAGACUGUGCAGCUACUAAUAAAGAAAAAUCAGACCCUUCAGAAAGAAAUCCAGGGUCACCAGCCUCGUAUCGAUGACAUUUUUGAGAGGAGUCAGAACAUCAUCACAGAGAGCAGCCCCAAUGCUGAAGUCAUCCAGCAGAGACUUGCAGACUUGAAGCAGCUGUGGAACCUCCUCAUCGAGGAGACAGAGAAGCGCCACAAGCGCCUGGAGGAGUCUCACAGGGCUCAGCAGUAUUACUUCGAUGCAGCCGAGGCUGAGGCCUGGAUGAGUGAGCAGGAGCUCUACAUGAUGUCAGAAGAGAAAGCCAAGGAUGAACAGAGUGCAGUGUCCAUGCUGAAGAAACACCAGAUUUUGGAACAAGCUGUAGAAGAUUAUGCUGAAACUGUGCACCAGCUUUCAAAGACCAGCAGAACUUUGGUGGCAGAUAAUCACCCAGAAAGCGAGCGCAUCAGCAUGCGCCAGUCCAAGGUGGACAAGCUCUACGCAGGCCUGAAGGACCUGGCAGAGGAGAGGAGGGGCAAGCUGGACGAGAGGCACCGGCUGUUCCAGCUCAACCGCGAGGUGGAUGACCUGGAGCAGUGGAUUGCCGAGAGGGAGGUGGUGGCAGGGUCCCACGAGCUGGGCCAGGACUACGAACACGUCACGAUGCUGCAGGAGCGGUUCCGGGAGUUCGCCCGGGACACCGGGAACAUCGGGCAGGAGCGGGUGGACACCGUCAACCACAUGGCCGAUGAACUCAUCAACUCCGGCCACUCGGACGCUGCCACCAUCGCCGAGUGGAAGGACGGACUCAAUGAGGCCUGGGCGGAUCUCCUGGAGCUCAUCGACACGAGAACACAAAUCCUCGCAGCCUCUUAUGAACUGCACAAAUUUUACCACGAUGCCAAGGAGAUCUUAGGACGUAUCCAAGACAAACACAAGAAACUGCCCGAGGAGCUUGGUAGAGACCAAAACACAGUGGAAACACUACAGAGAAUGCACACGACGUUUGAGCACGACAUCCAGGCCCUGGGCACCCAGGUGCGACAGCUGCAGGAGGAUGCAGCGCGCCUCCAGGCUGCCUACGCAGGGGACAAGGCUGAUGACAUCCAGAAGAGGGAAAACGAGGUCCUGGAGGCGUGGAAGGCACUGCUGGAUGCCUGUGAGGGCCGCAGGGUGAGGCUGGUGGACACAGGAGACAAAUUCCGCUUCUUCAGCAUGGUUCGGGACCUCAUGCUCUGGAUGGAAGACGUUAUCCGGCAGAUAGAAGCCCAGGAAAAGCCGAGGGAUGUUUCAUCUGUGGAACUGCUCAUGAACAAUCACCAGGGGAUCAAAGCAGAAAUUGAUGCCCGAAAUGACAGCUUCACUACGUGCAUUGAGCUUGGCAAGUCUCUGCUGGCCAGGAAACACUAUGCAUCUGAGGAGAUCAAGGAAAAGCUCCUGCAGCUGACAGAAAAGAGAAAAGAAAUGAUUGACAAAUGGGAAGACAGAUGGGAGUGGCUGAGACUGAUUUUGGAGGUGCACCAGUUCUCCAGAGAUGCAAGUGUGGCUGAGGCCUGGCUGCUGGGACAGGAGCCCUACCUGUCCAGUCGUGAGAUAGGGCAGAGCGUGGAUGAGGUGGAGAAAUUAAUCAAGCGGCACGAAGCGUUUGAGAAAUCCGCAGCUACCUGGGACGAGAGGUUUGCAGCGCUGGAGAGACUGACCACGCUGGAACUGCUGGAAGUGCGUCGGCAGCAAGAGGAGGAGGAGCGGAAGAGGCAGCCGCCCACUCCGGAGCCCAAGGUUGCAGAGGAUGGAGACUCCCAGCAGCAAUGGGAUGGGACAAAAGGAGAACAAGUUUCCCAAAACGGUUUGCCCUCAGACCAGGAAUCUCCACGGGUGGCAGAAACUGCAGAAACCAACGAAAUGGUCAAUGGAGCUGCAGAACAGAGGACGAGUUCCAAAGAGUCCAGUCCCAUUCCUUCCCCGACGUCAGACCGCAAAGCCAAGAGCGGCGUUCAGGCCCAGACUGCUGCAACCCUCCCGGCCAAAACGCAGGAGAUCCCCUCGGCCCAGAUGGAGGGCUUCUUACACCGCAAGCACGAGUGGGAGACACACAGCAAGAAAGCCUCCAGCAGGUCAUGGCAUAACGUGUACUGUGUCAUAAACAACCAAGAGAUGGGCUUCUACAAGGACUCAAAAGCUGCUGCUUCUGGCAUCCCUUACCACAACGAGAUCCCCGUCAGCUUGAAGGACGCAGUCUGCGAAGUAGCGGUCGAUUACAAGAAGAAGAAGCAUGUGUUCAAGCUCAGAUUGACUGAUGGCAAUGAAUACCUCUUCCAAGCCAAAGACGAUGAGGAGAUGAACACGUGGAUUCAGGCCAUCACAUCAGCGAUCUCUUCAGACAAAAUCGAAGUGUCUCCGACCACCCAGAGCACUCCAGCCUCCAGCCGUGCCCAGACCCUGCCUGCCAGUGUCACAAUAACCAGCGAGUCCAGCCCUGGCAAGCGGGAGAAAGACAAAGAGAAAGACAAAGAGAAAAGAUUCAGCCUUUUUGGUAAAAAGAAGUGAAUUCCAUCUCCACACACUGCACUUCUCUGACCGUUCCAGUGGAAUUCCAGCAUGCGAGCUCAGAACCAAUACGUUACUCUCUGUGCCUCAUGUUCCUCAAUGUGAUUGACAUUUUUUUAUUUAUAGAGCGUUUUAAAAUAAAAAAAGCCAACAAAAAAAAAAGAAUCUAAAGUUACAAACGUAUGAGGUGCAUUGGGCAGCUUCUGUAGGAGAGGGAGGACCAGGUUUUGGGGGUUUGUUUUUGUUUGGUUUUUUGGGUUUUUUUUUGUUUGUUUUGUUUUGUUUUUUUAAAUGAAGUUAAUGUAGAUUAGAUCUUAAUAUUUAAACUGUUCCUCAAUUUUGUGAGGCUGUCUUGGAAAAUAACCCACUCCUAGUGCUAUUGGUGUGCAAGGCAGCGGUGCUUUCGAAUCUACUGUGCACAUGAGAAACCAAUGUACAAAUUCUCAAAGGCAUUCACUUCCAGUUAAGGUUGUUAUGCUGAGUCCUGGCUAGUAGAGCCUUCCCCAGCGAUUCUAACAGGAAUUCAAAUGGUAGUGUGUUCUCUUUGCUGUAACAGAGUGCAAGUAUGCAUUGACUCACAGCCCAAGGUUUGUUUAACACCACCCGAAGCGUCCCCGCAUCGAGUACGACAGAUGAGAAUGUUGGUGUUCAAGAUGGAUUAACAGGCUGGUACAGUUUUAAAUAAGCUGUAAUUUCAAAUUUCUUUUUUUUUUUUUUUUUUUUUUUUCCGAAAUACAUUAUAUUGUAUGUUUCAGAUAAUUCUAGUACAAAGUAUAAUAAGACUAGAUGUAUAAUAAACCCUUUAAAAUCAUCAAUAAGUGUAAAAGUGGAACUGAAGCAUUUACUGGAAAAGUAAUGUUACUCAAAUGGUUACUUGCUUGUCAGCUGCAGCACUGUGUGUUAUAAUUUUGCUACAUUACCUUGCUCUUUGAUACAUAGUGUGCAUUUCUGUCACUGUAACUAUUGUAAUGAAAAAUUUUCAUCUUACUGCACAAUCAAAAAAUACAUUUAAUAGGAAUGAACUUUCAAUGACUGGGCCUGUAGUCAAGAGUAGUACUGGAACUGGCUUUCAGUUGUAUCGAACUGUACCUCUAGACUUUUACCCUAUCUGUUAAAUAUAUGCGAUGUCAUUAAAUGCUUUUAAAACUAAA